UGUUCAUCGACAAUCCUGGAGCGACGUACAUUAGCUUGGCUCAGUAAGUGUAAUUCAUCAACAUGAUUUCACUAUUCAGUGAAUUACUGAGAAAUCAAAAGGAUCCUCGGGACCGAGUCAUCACAAUCACUUCACUUUCGCUCACCUCUAUGAGAGUCUCAAUGAACAUCACCUUCAUCGGUUUUGUGUUCGUGACGGCCAGGAGCUAUAUCGGUGACGUCAUCGAUUGCGUCACGGGAAUGGAGGAGGCAGAGCACAGAGCGAUUGAGACGUAUUGCUAUAUUACGUCACAUUUCACCGUGGUUGAUUUGGCUCCUGAGGCAUCAGCCCACCCUGGCGUAGGACCCUCUAACACACAAGACGCAACAGAGGGUCUCCAGCGUCAUGCAUACUACCAGUGGGUCCCCUUCGUGUUAAUGUUCCAAAUGGUCAUCUACUAUCUCCCCGUUUAUCUAUGGCAGAUGGUCGAUCUCGGGUUCUUCGAUGCCAUAACACUCGAUCUUGAUAAAGUUUUCCCUGAUAGAGCUGCAAAGAGGCUCAAGCUGGCGACAGAGUACUUCGUGCGGUCCCUGGGCACGCACGGACGCUACGCCCUGUCCUUCCUCCUGUGCGAGGGCCUGGCAGCCUCCCUCGCCCUCGGGAACCUCGCCUUUACGAACAGGUUCCUCGGGGGAAAGUUCUUCAGGUACGGACUCGCGGCGGCCAAGUUCGUGCUGCAGAGAGCGGCGGAAGGAGACGGUCCGCUGGACGAGGUGUUUCCAAAGGUGACCAAAUGCACCUGGCACAAAUUCGGGGCGUCCGGAUCACUACAGACCUACGACGCCCUGUGUGUGCUGCCUAUGAACAUCAUGAACGAGAAAACCUUCAUUGUGCUGUGGUUUGUGCAGAUUUCGACGGCCUGUGUGUGCGUGCUGGUCCUCUCCUCACACCUCGUGCUGGUCGCCUCGAGAAGGCCAAGGAACCCCUCCUUUGCAUCCUCCUCGAGUGCGACUUCGGCGACUGGUUCCUGCUCUUCCACCUUCGCUCUCACGUGGUCGACUUCACGACAUGGCUGAUCGAGGUCGACAAGGAAAUGAAGAGAGAAGCCAACCCCGAGCUGGAAAAAACAGAGGAAAGGGAAAGAAUAAGACUCCCUGCCUAUUGAGUUUGUGUCCUGCUGUGAGGAAAGCUUUAUAUAAACCCGAGAAGAUAUGCCCCGCUCUUCUUGAUUAUUUCACCUGCUGCACCGCCGUCGACCUCAAGCGGCCGAUAUAUGUAUAAUCGUAUAAUUGAAAAAAAAAUGUAUAUAAAGAUGCCAA
This is a messenger RNA of Penaeus monodon (black tiger shrimp), 1298 nucleotides long. Its product is annotated as innexin inx2-like. Gene Ontology annotation, molecular function: gap junction channel activity. Gene Ontology annotation, cellular component: plasma membrane; gap junction. Gene Ontology annotation, biological process: phototransduction. The record is from RefSeq and is a predicted model, not a curated record. Lineage: Eukaryota; Metazoa; Arthropoda; Malacostraca; Decapoda; Penaeidae.